UAUCAGGAUGGGGGGCAGAUGGUAGCGCGGGGGCGACGAGAACGAAGAGCGAGAGGGACGGGCGGAGAGAAGGGAAAGGAAGAGCGGCAGGGCGGGAAGGGAACGACCGGUGGGGUGGUGUGUGUGUAUGUGUGUGGAGGAUUGGCACGACUACGCAGUAGUCGCAUUAAAAGCGUUUUCUCUCUUCGUCAAAAAUGCAGGACCAUCUACAAGAAAGUGAAAUGGACGCCCUUCUGGACGCUGUUGGAAACGAACUUCGACGAACUACUGAUCGCUACAUCGAUGUACGUAUACUCGUCGAGCUACCUAACGUACAGCGUGCCGUUCACGACCGUCUGGUACGCUCUAUUCAUCCAGCCAGACGGCGCGAUCAUCACUACAUGGUGGUACAUCAACAUCUUCAGUGACGGUGCAUGGACAGUGUCCUUCGUCUUCGGCAUGUGUAUCGCGUGCAGUAUCAUAGGAGUGCAGCGCGUAAAGAAGCUUACAUGCAUUAAUAAAAAACAUUUCGAUGACGAGUUCUCUUCACCGUUCUUCAACAUCCUUUACGUCUUGGGCGGCAUGACUGGUCAAGGAUUGCAGAAAGUACCGAGGGAUUUGUCCAUGCGCAUAAUAGCACUGGCACUGUUGAUGAUGGGGAUGCUGCUGUCCUACGGAUUCAGCAGCACUCUCACUUCCUGCCUGACGAGCAAAGGAAACUCCGUCGCCAUUACCAACCUUGAAGAUGUAGAGACAAAGCGAUCGCAUUCGCUUUGCAUGAGGAACAAUAGCGGCGCGUAUGGCUACUUCACUGUGGUACGUAAAAAUAGGAACAAAGAAAAAAUGCAUAAAUAAAACGCACGUUCUUUUCGAUGCCAAGAACGUGUCCCGAAAUUAAGAUCAUGGAAGAUCACGUCUCAAAACAAAACGCGAUGUUUCGCAGAACGAAACAAAGGACAGCGAACUUAAAGAUAAGUGGAAAGAAUUGGUGAACAAGGAUUGUCCCGACAUGUCGAACAAAGAGGUCCUCAUUUCGCAAAUGUGUCGUCCGGGUUUCGUGUACCUGGAAGUACCAGGCGUAUUUCUGCCAACUUAUAAGUUGGUUGAGCAUACCUGCGAGCUCCUGCAGUUGCAAACCACGUACUGGAAGAGGAAAUUGUCGUUUGUGCACACAAAAACGGCGUCACACCGACAACUCAUCGACGCUUAGUGAGUACUUUACAUCAUAUGUUUCGCACAAGUCGAUUUAUUUUAUCAAAAUAAAAUAAAUUAAAUUAAAAUAAAAAAAAGACAGACAUUAAACUCAUUUGAAAUUAAGUAUUGUUACUCUGUUGAUAGCUUAAUGCGUAUGCGGUCGGCUGGGAUACUGACAUACCUCGAGAAAAAGUGGAUCCUGGACGAAUUCAACACCCCAGCUAGGCAUGUUCAAUCGAACACUUUCCAAGCGGUGGAAUUCGUACACAUUCGUUUGACCAUCUGCGCACUUUUCAUAAUGAUGUUCGUCAGCUCGUUCAUCUGCAUCUUGGAGAACGUUUGGUACAAGCAGCAAGAGAAAUCGCAAAGGAAAAAUUCUACUUUGAUAUUACUGGGAGUGCGCGAUAGCAAGCCGAAUCUCACGAAAGCGUAUCAAGCGAGAUCACGGCUGAGAUGGCGCAGAAAAUUCAAUUCAAUAUUGUUACUCGAUACAAACAAUUCCGAAUUCUUUCAGAAUGUUACAGUACGAAUUAAUCGGUGGCAAAUGUCGCGCUCGCGAUUAUAAAUACAUCCAAGAAUUGUAUUUGCAACAUUAUCUGGAACGAACUGCGUUUUUGAUAAACGGCAUGAUCCGCAGGUCAAUGUGUCUCAUCUCUAGAGCUUAAAAAAAUCACAUCGAAACAUCCCGAAGAAUACUAUCUAGCACGUUAUUAUUUUAUUACAUAACUUCCUGCGCAUGGAAUGAAAUAUUCAUUAAGAGAUUUGAAUAAUAUUAAUGAUUGAAUAUUAAUGGCUGGAAACGGUUGAUAAACCGUUUUUUUGUAAACAUACGAUAUUUGGUUCGUAUAGGAGCGAACAAUGCAAAGAGCGCAAUUUUAGCAGCGAGCGUGAAGGGUUGCUUCGCCUCGUUUAAUCUUGAUAGCGUAGUACAUAGUAUACAAUACAGAAAAAUAAUCAUGGCGAACAUCGUCACUGUGACCGACACAUCUUCCGCGUUACGCCAAUCCGUACGCGGAUUCCUUCUAGAAUUGCAACGUGCAAUCCGAUGCAACGGAGCUCCCUCUUUCUCUCAUUCUCUCUCUCGUCGCUACAAUAUUAUGUUAUUCACAAUUAUUAUAAACAACGGACAUUUACAAAUGCGUUAUGCAUCGGCAUCAGAUAUUUUAAGGCCUAUACAGAUCUUACGUUACAGUUAGAGAAACUUUGGCUUCUUCUUACGCGGUGUCCCGCAACUUUGAUUUUUCAGAAGGAAUACGGAAGCGAGGAGAGAUAGUUUGGCUGGGACGAUUUUCAGCGAGGAGCGAAAUCCUAAUAGACGAAGUGUCUCGACAGAUAUCUUUUAAGUAAUUCCCCGCUUCCGCAUUAUCGAUCUCCACGACUGGUUUAAUUCUAUUAGGGAUCCUAAACUUAAUCCUAAGAUGUCCAACGUGGACCUCAGCGUUCCCUUAUCUUGCGAAAUAUAUCGUAUUCUCCUCGAGCAUAAAAAUGUAUUUAACUGUGUUUGAUUAUUUUCUGGCCUAAGAUAUUCCCCGGAGGGUUUUCCAACGAAACGAGUCUCGCCUAUCUCUCUACUCGAUAGAAAAAAGGAAAAGAAACGAAGAGAGACGCGUAGGUAUGAUUUCGAUGUGUACGAAGAUAGACUUUUAGGAUUACCACUAUGACGUUCCAAUGGGGGGGUUUCCUCAGCGUCUCGAUGGUGCAACCUGAGGAAGAACUCAUUCCGAUCGUUAUGGAUGAUCUUGUGUCUGCGGCCGCGCUCGUUACACGAAUGUCACGGUAAUUAUUGGAGCAUUGUACGUUAAAUUGAAAUAUUGUAUAAUAAAUUAAUUAAUAAAAAGUGCAUCAAUAAUAAGUGUCUCGCGUGGUGUACAAUGACGUUUCGCGCUUACCUAUAAUAUAUAUCCUGUUUCUUUUAUGGAAAAUUGUUGCACGGAGGAGUUUGGUCUCGGUGUUUUUCCGAUAUGUGUCAAAAAUGAGCGAGUUUUGAUUUGGCGUCUCUUUUAAGAAGUUUGUUUGAGCUGCAAUAUUGCUACGAUAAAGGGAAUGAAAUUCGUGACACAGAGAAAUACAUGUAAAAGGACAUGGCACGCUACAUGGAUUCACAGAUACAUCACACUUCAUUAAUGAGAUUUCGAAAUUCCUCUUCGACCUUCAGAUUCAUUUCUCAAUUUAUCUUUCUCAAGAAGCGAGCUAGAAGUUUUGUGCGCACUCAUGAAAAUAAUGAGCAAAUACAGGUAAGCUAAGAACACGGCAAACGAUCGGAACUUCAAAGAGUUAGUAAUUAACAAAGGUCCACGGCCCAUUCUGCUGUGAACACGUAAAUUUCUCAAUCGGAAAAUCACAUUAUCUACAUUUUCCGUUCAACUUUCAUCAAUAAAACGUCAUAAACUCUUAAUUCAUCAAUAAAACGUUUCGUAACUCUGAACUAAGAAAAAAAUAUACAUACGUGGGAAUAUAUUCCGACAAUUCUGCGUAAGCGUGAGAUCAAGUCAAACGACAUUUCGCAGAUACCCUUAUGCGAACAUUAUCUCUAAUAUCAUCUCUGAGAAUCAUCGAUCACUGCACAAUAAAAUACAAUAUUUAAUCUUCCCAAUCAGUAAUUGCACGUCGAGUUUACAGAAUAUCUCUUUCUAUGUUCAAAAUUCCGAAGAAAAUUCAACAAUUCGUGAGAGUGGCGUCUGAUUCACAAAAAUUUGACGUUUGCAACGUCGAAUUUUUUCCUCUUUCUUUUUUAAUUGCACUAUUUUUAAUAAAAAUGGUUUUCCAGUCAGACGGAAGAGCCAAAAGGUGUUUUACACGAAUAUGAAAUAUGCACUGUAUGACACAAAAUAUACAAUUAAGCACAUUUAAAAAAAUUUCCUCGACAUCAGCGAUACGGUGUGUCAGUGCAGCGUAUCGCGUUACCGCGGCUUCAACGUCCGGAUUCCGUCUAGCUAGUCGAAAAUAGUUCUUAUAGAACGAGCUUCUCAAGCAUAAAACACUAGUAGAUCCUGCCUGCGAAAGAACGGUAUCCCACUCGUGUUCAACCAUCGGCUUGCCGAGAUCGUCGAAAGCAAAGUAACGCUUGCGCUCCUAAA
Molecule: messenger RNA, 4250 nt
Organism: Ooceraea biroi (clonal raider ant)
Lineage: Eukaryota; Metazoa; Arthropoda; Insecta; Hymenoptera; Formicidae
Cellular component (GO): membrane
Molecular function (GO): ligand-gated monoatomic ion channel activity
Source: RefSeq, a predicted model, not a curated record